GGGAUCAUAGAACUUCAAACCGCUCUGCAGCUGCGCAGUAGACUCCUGCGCUCACAGCUGUACAGUGUACACAAUGACCCGAGAGAGUCAAGUGCUGAGGUUGGACAAAUCAGCAAUCAUUCAGAAAUGGAGACAUUGCUAAAGAUAGGCAGGUAGACACCCCUCCAUCUCUCUACUGCCGGUGUGAAGUGGAUAUAUUCCAGACAUUUUCCCCAACACUGACAGCAAGUUAACUACAGCUGUCCAUUUCCGUCACGCCUCCCUCCAACCUGCCUCUCUUCACACCUCACUGCCAAAAGUCCUCAGUAUGUACCAGAUUGUUCCAGUGGCUCCUGGGGAGCAGCAAAUGGCGGGGGGGCCUGGUGGAUCGCCAUUAAAGAAGAAGCUAGCUCAUGAAGGUCGGCCCCUGGUAAUGGCAGGCAUGUUGGGCUGUGUGUUGGUGCUGGCUGCCGUGGUUGCCUGGUGUUACUACUCGGCGUCUCUCCGUAAAGCCCAGCUGCUGAAGACUGAGCUGCUGGACCUCGACAAGGAUGGCUUUGUCAUUCGUAACCAGGCGGGGGCUGUCAUCUUCACCAUGACCUUCAGGUCUAGCACUCUGGAUUUGGACUCCUGCUCAAAGGAGGGAAAUAUUCUGAGCUGCACUCAGUCAGAGUCUGGCAAGCUCAACUUCUUUAUCCAGACGGUUCGACCAAAGGACACAGUGAUGUGUUACCGCGUUCGCUGGGAGGAACUGGAAAAUGUACCCUCAGUGGAGCACGCCAUGGCUUAUAAUGGCUCUCAUUGGUACGGAGGGGCAGAGUCAGCAACACAGCACUGGCCAGUCAAGAUCCAGGGCGAGGUCGAACCGCUGCCUUUUAUCACCAGUGAUGUCUACUCGAAUCGUAAUGCUUUUGGGGGAAUCCUAGAGCGUUAUUGGCUGUCAUCGAAUGCAACUGCUAUUAAGAUUAAUGACUCAGUGCCGUUCCAUUUGGGCUGGUCAGAGAAGGACAGGACACUGAGGUUCCAGGCCAGGUACCAGGAGUCUCCAUUCAGACCACUAGAGGGACUGCAAGCCUUACCUGAACUCAGCUAUAGAGUGUGUGUGGGGUCAGAUGUUACCUCUAUUCACAAAUACAUGGUGCGUCGGUAUUUCACAAAGCCUAUCAAGGUCCCAUCACCUGAAGUGUUCAAAUACCCUGUGUGGUCCACCUGGGCUCUCUACAAGACGGCUGUCACUCAGGAGAAGCUGCUGCGCUACGCCGCUAACAUCACCAAGCAUGGCUUUACGUGCUCCCAUCUGGAGCUGGACGACUGCUACACCGCAGACUAUGGAGAGUUUGAAUUUGACCCUCAGAAGUUCCCCAAUGCCAGCGGGAUGUUUGACAAACUCAGAGAGGAUGGGUUUCAAGUGUCGCUCUGGACACAUCCUUUUAUCAACUAUGACUCCAUUAAUUUUGGCGUUGCUGUAAAGAAAGGACUGUUUGUGAGGGAGCUGGAUGGUGAGCUGCCUGCUCUAGUUCGCUGGUGGAACGGUAUUGGAGGAAUCUUGGACUUUACCAACCCAGAAGCACGUGAGUGGUAUUCCUCACAUCUGCGCAUGCUCAAAACACGCUAUGAUGUAAUCUCCUUUAAGUUUGAUGCAGGAGAGACAAGCUACCUCCCACGCCAGUUUAGCACCCUGGUCCCGCUGUCUGACCCCUCCACCUUCACCCGCCGCUACACAGAAAUGGCUAUACCGUUCAGUGAGCGUGCAGAGCUGAGGGUGGGUUAUCAGAGUCAGAAUAUCUCCUGUUUCUUCAGGAUUAUUGACAGAGACUCUGUGUGGGGUUAUGAGCUGGGCCUCAAGUCCAUCAUCCCGACUGUUCUGACUAUUAGCAUCCUGGGCUACCAGUUUGUCUUGCCUGAUAUGAUAGGAGGGAACGCAUACCCCAACCGCACGGCAGGUGGUUUAGAUGGCAGAAAUGAUCUGCCAGACAGAGAGCUGUACAUCAGAUGGUUGGAGCUGUCUGCUUUCAUGCCUGCUAUGCAGUUUUCUAUACCACCAUGGGCCUAUGACGAUGAGGUAGUGGAGAUAGCACAGAAGUUCACAAAGCUCCAUGAGUCUCUGGUGGCACCAAGGGUUCUCGAACUGGCAGGCGAGGUCCUUGAUACAGGAGAUCCAAUCGUAAGGCCCCUCUGGUGGAUCGCCAAUGACGACGAAGCGGCCUAUAAGAUUGACUCCCAGUUCCUGAUCGGGGAUGACCUGAUGGUGGCUCCGGUGUUGGAGCCAGGAAAGCAGGAGAGGGACAUUUACCUGCCUGCAGGACGAUGGAAAAGCUACAAGGGGGAACAUUUUGAUAAAGGCCCCAUGUACCUCACUGACUACCCUGUGGACCUAGAUGACAUAGCUUACUUCACAUGGGUUCACUGAAGACAUUCAAGCAUUAAGACACAUAAACUCACACACAUACACUUGUAUGCACAUGUACAUUCUCGUGAGCACACAUGCCAAGAGAUAGCAGGUGAUUAAAUUUCAAAAGGGAAAUGACCACUAGGGAUCUGCUGCCACAGCAAAGUGCGAUUUUUUUUUUUUUUUUUUUUUUUUAGUGAAGAUUACACCUCAUGUCUACUAUGACCUUCUCUUGGUCUGGACUGCCGCCUGCAGAUCCACCCAAAGAAUUAGAAUGAAACUUGAAUUCACUUCUGAUUCUCUUGCUCCAUCCUUAAGGUGAUCCUCAUCCUCAUGUGCCUUCCACAGCCAAUAAAACCGAUCUCAGAUUGUAUCUUCACUGCAGUCUUCCACCUAAAGGACAUCAAUAUUACAAAUUUUCUUCGAAGCUUGAGUCCCACAGCUAGAGUGGUUUUGGUUUUAGGGUGAGAGUAAGCUUUAUUUCCUUCUGUGUGGAUUUUAUUUCAGUGUAGAUAAAAUAACUAUGUGAUAAGGUAACUGAUAUAUGUCUUUUUUUGUGGCUUCAUGGGGUUGGGCAAUAAGAUGGCAAUAAAUAUACACUCUUGAGUUGGACAGAUGCACCCCUGCUCAAAGUGCAUACCUAACCCUAUGUCACCAUGGCAACUGCGGUAUUGUAGAAGAUUUUUAUUUUCCUAUGCUACCCAACUACCUAUGGCUAAGCUAACAUGCAUUCAUUUGCAUUGCAUUGAACAGACUUUUUUUCUUUUGAUUUGUGGAUAGUGUUUUAGUGUAUAUACAGUAAAUUCAUGUGUUGUAAAUUUGGGGUACUUGUCAUGAUCUACAGGCUGCAAACAUUUUUAUGACAACAUUCCUUGACCAGUGGUGCAAUUCUGUCAUUUCAGUGCCAAAAUCUACUGAUUUAUCUUUUUUUUCCAUCUGUACAAGUCUAAUUCACAGCUCAGGGUAGAUUUAAAAGGAAACAUUUAUUAUUAUGCUAACAUGAAUCCUGUUGAUCCACAGAAAGAAAAUAGAUUUAUUAUACUACUGGUUUGCCUUGUAAAACAUUGUUCUCAAAAAUGCCAUAUUUUUUAUGUGCCGUCCAUGUCUGCCUUGUGACUUUCUUUGCCUUAUCAGCUGAACAAAGGUAUGCUAACCUUGGCGCAGAGAAUCGGUAGAGUGAUGAAGAACUCACCUCUGUACAUGGUGAAUUGCUUUAUGCGUUGCACCUUUAUGCUUUUAAGCUCUGACAGUGCCAAGUACAUGUUGAGUUUUAUUCCAAAAUCUGCCAAAUAUAUGUUUGUCUGCUCUUACAAAGUGAUAGCCGGCAUGAGAGUAAAGCACACUACUAAAUGCCUUGCUUGAAAAUAAUUAUACUACAUAAGAGAAUCAUCACUGUUUUUGAAAUGUUAAAGUUAGUAUGUAUCGGAUUGUUAUGUGAUUAUAGAAUUUUUUUAGAUUAUUCUUAUGGAAUAGGAUUUUAGAAGUUUUUUGUGUGUAGAAAAAUGAAACAAUCCUGCUUAAAAUUGGUGCAGUGUGUUGCUUUCUUGCAUUUUUGUCCCCAAACCAGAUGGCGACAGUCAUAAAUAAUCAAGCCUUACACACAGUGGGCCUGACUAAUAAAUUAGACAUUUAUUAGAUAUUUUUAAUUGAAAUUGAAGUAUAAGUUUUAAUUGUGUUUUAGGGAAGUAUUUCCUGAUUCCUUCUUGUUUUUUCACCUCUAAAAAGGGAAGUGUAAUGAUCUACAGAAGGUCAAAGAAUGCUGUUCGCAGAGUGAGGUCCAUAAAGAAAUUGGUGUCCGAAAGUGUCGGGAAAGUGGUGUUGCAUUGUACUGCAGUACUUUGUGUAAAAAGAAGCUUAAAACAGGGAGUCUGAAAUCUUUAUGUCUACUGGUGUGCUUUGUUAAUCCUCAGGAUCAACAACUAACCAUAUAAUUUAUUAAUGUUCUCAUGAUUGUUCAUACUACUACAUGUACAGUUUUAUCAUGCACGUUAUUAUCUGUAAAUAGUGAUGUGAAAUGCAGCUCGUAAGGAAUAAAACAAUUUAAUGGUCAGUCAUAUUGUGGUUUUAUUGAACAAUGUUGAUUUGU
Messenger RNA from Thunnus maccoyii (southern bluefin tuna), 4454 nucleotides. RefSeq names its product myogenesis-regulating glycosidase-like. Bases 308 to 2389 code for a protein of 693 amino acids. The transcript is spliced from 6 exons. Gene Ontology annotation, biological process: carbohydrate metabolic process; skeletal muscle fiber development. Gene Ontology annotation, molecular function: hydrolase activity, hydrolyzing O-glycosyl compounds. NCBI's taxonomy places the organism in Eukaryota, Metazoa, Chordata, Actinopteri, Scombriformes, Scombridae. The record is from RefSeq and is a predicted model, not a curated record.